CGGAACCUCCGGUCCGGCGGAACCCGUGCGCGCGGCCCGGCGGGGCCGUUUGUGUGCCGGACCGGCCCUGCCACGUCUGUGUCGCGCGCGCAGCCGGGAGGCGCGCGGGGCCGGUGCAGCCAUGGUCUCGGUGAUCAACACGGUGGACACCUCCCACGAGGACAUGAUCCACGAUGCUCAGAUGGAUUACUAUGGCACUCGGCUGGCCACCUGCUCCUCAGACAGAUCUGUGAAGAUCUUUGAUGUUCGGAACGGGGGGCAGAUCCUCAUUGCAGACCUGAGAGGGCACGAAGGGCCCGUGUGGCAGGUUGCCUGGGCUCACCCCAUGUAUGGGAAUAUCCUGGCUUCCUGCUCCUAUGACAGGAAGGUGAUUAUCUGGAAGGAAGAAAAUGGCACUUGGGAAAAGACUUAUGAGUACACAGGACAUGAUUCCUCAGUGAAUUCUGUCUGCUGGGCACCUCAUGACUAUGGGCUGAUCCUGGCCUGUGGGAGCUCUGAUGGGGCCAUUUCCCUCCUGAGCUACACGGGUGAUGGGCAGUGGGAAGUCAAGAAGAUCAGCAAUGCACACACGAUUGGAUGUAAUGCAGUUAGCUGGGCUCCUGCUGUUGUACCAGGAAGCCUCAUAGAACAACCAUCUGGUCAAAAACCAAACUACAUAAAAAGAUUUGUGUCUGGUGGCUGUGACAACCUGGUCAAGAUCUGGAAGGAAGAAGAUGGCCAGUGGAAAGAGGAGCAGAAGCUGGAGGCUCACAGUGAUUGGGUUCGAGAUGUAGCCUGGGCUCCAUCCAUAGGUUUGCCAACAAGUACCAUUGCCAGCUGCUCACAGGAUGGCAGAGUGUUUAUCUGGACGUGUGAUGAUGCUUCUGGAAAUUCCUGGUCACCCAAGCUGCUGCACAAGUUCAGUGAUGUUGUCUGGCACGUGAGUUGGUCCAUCACUGCCAAUAUUCUUGCGGUGUCUGGAGGAGACAACAAGGUCACACUCUGGAAGGAGUCAGUGGAUGGACUGUGGGCGUGUAUCAGCGAUGUCAACAAGGGCCAAGGGGGAGUGUCUGCUGUGACUGAGGGGCAGCAGAACGAGCAGUGAGGCACCACUGGAUGUUCAGCCACAGCAAGGCAGCACUAGACCUGAUCUGCAAUGUUUCUUCAACCACAUGAGAACUGGUUUUUAUCUGAACUGGACACAGAGAUGGGAAAGAAUUGGCCAAUUUUGUGAGCCCUCCAUAACCAGUGCUGGGAGGCUACAAUAUGUUGAUAAUCAGCCUUAAUUGACAUUCCUUUAAAUGUAAAGAGUGUAGCAAAGCACUGUGCCUUUUACUACUCCUUGGUGCUGUAGAACUGGUACCCUGCUUCUCUGGUCUAGGGAUCAGAUUGAGUCACAUGCUGUGGUCAGACUUGAAGCACUUGUGUAGGAAGAGGAGGAGGCUCUCAGAAGGGGGGAGUGUGUACCCUCUGUGCAUGGGGACAAAUACUCCAUCCCUUCUGAGGCCAGAACUGCUGGAGGUGAGGGGAAGGGCAGGGGGAGCUCUUGGCACUGGGUGACAGUGCUGACUGUCCCUUCAGGUAUCAGAGUGGUGCUUAGGUCUUCCUGAAAAUUACAUGCUUGGGUAUGUGAGUCUGUGCUUUCCUGAUGAUGGAGUAGUGGAAUGCAGAUGUCCUUUGCUUUAGAAUAAUCAAACAUGGUUAUUUUACCAACAUCAAUACAUGAAAUCAGAAUUUGAAGACAACUUUUUUUUUUUUUAAGCCACAGUUCUGUACUGUACCCGGGGUUUGGUUUUUGUUGAGAUACCAACAGAAUAAAGUCCUAUUGAUUAAA
Messenger RNA from Calypte anna (Anna's hummingbird), 1813 nucleotides. RefSeq names its product SEC13 homolog, nuclear pore and COPII coat complex component (gene SEC13). NCBI's taxonomy places the organism in Eukaryota, Metazoa, Chordata, Aves, Apodiformes, Trochilidae. Gene Ontology annotation, biological process: positive regulation of TOR signaling; COPII-coated vesicle budding; protein import into nucleus. Bases 122 to 1084 code for a protein of 320 amino acids. Gene Ontology annotation, molecular function: protein binding; structural molecule activity. Gene Ontology annotation, cellular component: nuclear pore outer ring; COPII vesicle coat. The transcript has 9 exons. The record is from RefSeq and is a predicted model, not a curated record.